AAUUUAAAGGUAUAUAUUCGUUGCCUGGCUUUAGUGUCCUUUGCAUUUUGCGUGAUUCUUAUUACCACCGAAAAUGGACAACGCUUCUUUCGCAGCUGAUUUCUUGCAACUUGAAGAUCAAGAAGAAGAAGUGGCGGAACAAAGGCCAAGCAAUGAACAAAAAGGACAAUUUCGUGAACAAGAUAUUUAUUUACCAAUAGCUAACGUGGCUCGUAUUAUGAAGAAUGCUGUGCCAAGCAAUGGCAAGAUAGCAAAGGACGCGAAGGAAUGCGUGCAAGAAUGUGUUUCUGAAUUCAUCAGCUUCAUAACAUCGGAGGCUUCUGAAAGAUGCGCUCAGGAAAAACGUAAAACAAUCAAUGGAGAGGAUUUGUUGUUUGCCAUGGCAACACUGGGAUUUGAUCCUUACCUGGAACCACUGAAAGUUUUCCUUCAAAAGUACAGAGAUGUAAGUUCAAUAUUCUGUUUUAAAUAG
Molecule: messenger RNA, 472 nt
Organism: Ciona intestinalis (vase tunicate)
Lineage: Eukaryota; Metazoa; Chordata; Ascidiacea; Phlebobranchia; Cionidae
Source: RefSeq, a predicted model, not a curated record